CCCAGGAAAAAUCUCGCUGAAUCUGCCUGCCCCAGCACUGGUCUGAUCUGGUAUCCUCAGAUCCCUCCCGUCACCGCACCACGCCCGAGAUGAAUCUACGUUCUGUAUUUACUGUAGAACAACAAAGGAUUUUACAGCGUUAUUAUGAAAAUGGAAUGACAAAUCAAAGUAAAAAUUGCUUUCAGCUCAUAUUACAGUGUGCACAGGAGACUAAGCUGGACUUCAGUGUAGUCAGGACGUGGGUUGGCAAUAAGAGAAGAAAAAUGAGUAGUAAGAAUUCUGAAUCAGGAGCAGCAACAACAGGAACUGUUUCUGGUACCUCUUUGGCAGCUCCAGACAUUACAGUCAGAAAUGUGGUUAAUAUUGCUCGACCCUCAAGCCAACAGUCUUCUUGGACAUCUGCCAAUAAUGAUGUCAUUGUAACUGGUAUAUACAGUCCAGCCAGUUCCUCAAGCAGGCAAGGGACAACCCAACAUACCAAUACACAAAUUACAGAAACACAUAAAAUCCCUAUUCAGAAAACGGCCAGUAAAAAUGAUACUGAGUUUCAGUUGCAUAUUCCUGUUCAAAGACAAGUAGCACACUGUAAAAAUGCCUCUCUGCUCUUAGGUGAAAAAACAAUUAUUUUGUCAAGACAGACAAGUGUACUGAAUGCUGGGAACUCAGUAUACAAUCACACAAAGAAAAACUAUGGAAGCUCUUCAAUGCAAGCCUCUGAGAUGGUGGUACCUCAAAAGCCAUCUGUGUGCCACCGACCUUGCAAAAUUGAACCAGUUGGAAUUCAAAGGUUAUAUAAGCCUGAACACACGGGUCUAGCAUCGCAUAAUUUAUGCGGGCAAAAGCCACCUCUUAGAGACCCUUACUGUAGAACACAAAACUUGGAAAUCCGUGAAGUAUUUUCAUUAGCAGUUAGUGAUUACCCCCAGAGAAUUCUGAGAGGAAAUGCUCCACAGAAGCCUAGUUCAGCAGAAGGAACUUGUUUGUCCAUUGCAAUGGAGACUGGAGAUGUUGAUGAUGAGUAUGCCAGAGAGGAAGAGUUGGCAUUGAUGGGAGCACAGAUACCAAGCUACUCAAGAUUUUAUGAAAGUGGCAGUUCCCUUCGAGCUGAGAACCAAAGUACAGCUUUGCCCGGACCAGGAAGAAAUAUGCCAAAUUCACAAAUGGUGAAUAUUAGAGACUUGUCAGACACUGUACCGUAUCAAAACAGAGACUACCACUUAACACCACGGACCUCAUUACAUACUGCGUCUACUACAAUAUACAGUAAUACAAAUCCAUCACGGAGUAAUUUGUCUUCACAUUUUGCAUCAUCAAACCAGUUGAGGUUAUCACAAAACCAAAACAAUUACCAGAUUUCAGGAAACCUUACUGUGCCUUGGAUUACAGGGUGUUCUAGAAAAAGAGCACUACAAGACCGCACUCAGUUCAGUGACCGAGACUUAGCCACUCUUAAGAAGUACUGGGACAAUGGCAUGACUAGCCUUGGCUCUGUCUGUAGAGAGAAAAUUGAAGCAGUUGCAACUGAAUUAAAUGUCGAUUGUGAAAUAGUUCGGACUUGGAUUGGGAAUCGAAGAAGGAAAUAUCGUUUAAUGGGGAUUGAAGUUCCGCCUCCAAGAGGAGGCCCUGCUGAUUUUUCUGAGCAGCCCGAGUCUGGCUCUUUGUCUGCAUUCACACCAGGAGAAGAAGCUGGUCCUGAAGUAGGAGAGGAUAAUGACAGAAAUGAUGAAGUAUCCAUCUGUUUGUCUGAAGGAAGCUCUCAAGAAGACUCCAAUGAAGUUGCUCCAAAUGAGACAAGGGCUCAUAAGGAGGAAGACCACCACGCAGUAUCCUCAGAUAACGUGAAAAUAGAAAUUAUUGAUGAUGAAGAAAGUGACAUGAUAAGUAAUUCUGAAGUAGAACAAGUGCAUUCUGUCUUGGAUUAUAAGAAUGAAGAAGUCAGAUUCAUUGAAAAUGAGUUAGAGAUUCAAAAGCAAAAAUACUUUAAACUUCAGACGUUUGUCAGAAGCUUGAUACUAGCUAUGAAAGCCGACAAUAAGGAACAACAGCAGGCACUGCUGUCAGAUUUACCUCCUGAAUUAGAAGAGAUGGAUUUCAAUCAUGCCUCGCCGGAACCUGAUGAUACCUCAUUCAGUGUGUCUUCUUUAUCAGAGAAAAAUGCCUCAGACAGUUUGUGAUUUGAUGGGGGAGAUAUAUGAUACAGUCUUUUGGCUGCCUAACAGGUGUGCAUUUCAAGAUAACUGCAUUCUGUUGACCCAAAAUUCUUCAGUUGGAAAAACAUAUUGGUGAAACUGACAUAUUCUGUGAAGGAUGGACAAGAUAUAAUGGUUACAGUGUAAAAAAUGUAUGUGAAAUUUAAAAGCAUUAUUUGAGAGUUUCUUUCCAAACUGAUGGAACUCUGGAAAAAGAAAUUGUAUUUAAUUU
Molecule: messenger RNA, 2421 nt
Organism: Ceratotherium simum simum (southern white rhinoceros)
Lineage: Eukaryota; Metazoa; Chordata; Mammalia; Perissodactyla; Rhinocerotidae
Gene: HDX
Product: highly divergent homeobox
Biological process (GO): regulation of transcription by RNA polymerase II
Molecular function (GO): RNA polymerase II cis-regulatory region sequence-specific DNA binding; DNA-binding transcription factor activity, RNA polymerase II-specific
Source: RefSeq, a predicted model, not a curated record